Molecule: messenger RNA, 2559 nt
Organism: Colletotrichum truncatum
Lineage: Eukaryota; Fungi; Ascomycota; Sordariomycetes; Glomerellales; Glomerellaceae
Product: nonsense-mediated mRNA decay protein
Molecular function (GO): helicase activity
Source: RefSeq, a predicted model, not a curated record
AUGUCAGGUGGACCUAUCUACCCUCAGGCUAUGAUUGGUGUCGCUGAGUCGGUAUCCACGACAGCGUACUCUGCGCUUGAUCCUGAGGAAGGACUCCAGAAGAACUUGGUUGUCGGACUCCCUCCAGACAUUGGCCCUGACUACCUAACACGGUUCGCUGAGCGUGGGUGUGGGCGCCAAAUGGUGCACUCGUUCCUCAGCAGAGAAGAGUUCGCUCGCGUUCACCGUGAAGGCACUGUCAUUGAGAUGGCAAACGAAGAAAUCACCUACAGUCGCUUUAAUAACAACGCCACACAGAGAAAUGCCUGGGUAAUUACGCCGCUGCCUGGAUCGCCUAGCCUUAUCUCCUCCGAUUUACAAACACGAUGGAUCGUGCUGGUGGAACUACCUAAAGAACAUGAUAAGGUUUUUCCAGACGAGGGUGAGGACUGUUCCAUUGGUUUUAAGCACGAUUUCCUCUUUGCCGGAAGAUCUUUCAAUCCAGGGAUGUUGAAGGCUCAACGUAUUCCAAAUCCAUUCAAUCAACUCGACGAACCAAAUCAACUUUACGGCCACGCAGCAUUCAGUGUAACCAUGGAUUACAUGAAAGACACCAUCACAAAACAAAUAUACCAUCCGCUGGAAGCAAUAUCCAUACCUCGGUUAGGCUCAUCGCACAGGCUUAUGGAGUUGACGCCUGAAAAUGCUGUGAAAGUCAUCCUUCGCGUCACACCCCAGUUCAUCACACACGAGACCGAAUUGAAAGCACUGGCCUUUCUAAUGGAUCACAACCGAGACCUAAGCUUACUUGAAAAAAGGGCUUCACAAACCUUUGAGUAUAUCCUGGAUUUCAGAAAACCCCCCAGCUUUUGGGUUAACCUUUUUCAAGAACUCCCGCAUAUGGAGAGCCCUAGUGAUAAUCCGUUAACACCAAAUUCCUUAAGAUUAUUAUAUGAGCACCUCAAUUCGGAUCACAAGAAGGUCUACGAGCAAUUACACAAUAUUCCAGCUGGACUGGCUUUGAUUCUUGGGUGCCCCGGUGCGGGAAAGACUGCUUUGAAUGCCUUCAUUGCUGCAAUGGCCCUCUCUCAGCCGAUUGUGGAAACGGUUGACGGCAAAAGAAUUAAAAGACUGGCCAAGAUUCUGUACGUUCUUGAUGUGAACGACCCAUGCGAUGAUGCGGCAAACAGAGUCUAUAGAACAUGCAAAGAGGCGGAUUUGCCUGCAUUGGUCAUACGAGUCCGCGGAUGCGCUCGGGAGAUGAGUCGCAGCACCAAGCUGCAUCCGUCCCAAAAGGCAGGAAAUAAGGAGGUAAAGAGUACACCGGAUUUUACAUUCGGUUUUCUGAAGCAGGCUCGCCUGGCCCAACAGAACACUAUAGCACGACGAGACUUCACUAAAGCCCCUUCUUUAGAUGAAGCUGCUUGGGAGAUGUACGAAGCGAAUACGUGCCAAUACAAGGGACUUUCAACGCUCCUCAUGAAGCUAAAUGAAGGUGCCACCAAGACAAAACGGACCGUCAAAGAGCUCAAGGCCAGAGUUUCGAGGCUCUACUUUGAUGUCAUCAAGAAGGCAGACUUCAUUGCGACGACUCCCGUUGGUGUUUCUGGUCAGUUAAGUACGCACUUCAAGCCAGAUAUUGUCUUUGUGGACGAAGCUGCUCAUGCCCGCGAGCUCACUUCUCUUGUUCCUCUGGCAUUUUCUCCUGCUAGAGCUUACAUAUUUACUGGUGAUACACGUCAGACACGGCCUUUUGUGCAGGGAGCAAGCAUGACGAAAUUUGAGAUUAUGGAGAAGGGUCUUCGCAAGAACCCGUAUGCUAAACAGCUCAUGAUAAGUACGAUGGAGCGGGCAGACUUGGCUGGAGGUCUCAGCAGCAAACUGUUGAUUACUCACCGAAUGUAUGGCAACCUUCACUUGCUCGCAUCUGAGUUGUUUUAUGACGGGCUUUUAAAAUCCGGUAUAUCCAAUACCGACCGUUUUCCUAAAGUGGUCCAGCACAUUCAGACUUGGUUACAGCAAUUCGCUCAUGAUCAGAAUUUGGUAGUCCCUCGACUUCUGAUCAACCACUGUGCAGCUCAAGAGGAAACGGAGCGCAAAAGCUUCUACAAUCCGGUUCAUGAGACAUUCAUCACCCAGCGUUGCCUCGAAUUACUUUGCGAUCAGGAAUUCCGGCGUGUGGACAAACCAGAUGAACCGGGCCGGGUUUUGAUUAUAACGCCCUAUAAAGCGGCUCUCUUUCGAUAUAAACAGUUCACAGCCAGCCUCCCUCCUCACCUUCGGGGUAGACUAGAUAUUGAACAGAGACAUGCGGCGAUGGAAGCAAGAACUGUUGACUCGGCCCAGGGCCAUGAAGCGGAUUUUGUGUUUAUCGAUACGGUGCGAACGAAGACGGCGGGGUUUCUGGAUGACCCCAAGCGCCUCUGUGUGAUGUUUACGAGAGCAAGGAUCGGUGAGAUGAUAUUGAUGCACGAAGGUAUGACGAUGCGAAGAAUGCAUGGAGCAUUGGUCAAGGCAGAGUGGACAUCCAAGGUGUACGAGCAUUGCCGCGAUAACAGCCAACUAUGCCACAUGGCCUGA